AGUCAAAAUGAAGCAAAAAAUUGUGUUUUUUAUUGCGGUGUGUUUUUUUCUUGCGUUGGGAGUUGAUGCGCGAGUUCGCAGAGCAAAAGUGAAAAAGAAUGCGGAUUUGGAUAAACCACAGAAUCAACAACCAGCUACAGGCGAGUAUGAUGAUCUAGACGAGUCGGAGUAUGCGGAAUAUUAUGAAGAAUAUGAAGAAAAACGAACCACUAGUUAUGCUCCACCAGUAAUAAUAAAUGCUCAUACAACCCCACAACCACCUGAUGAACGCCCCGAUGAUGAAAUAGAAUCUACAACAUUUUUUUCGCAACCUGACGAUGAGCAACCAACGCCUACAAGUUCUAUUAAUGUUCAAGUUGUGGUACCAACACCACGUAACCAUCUGGUUCCAGAUGCACAUGCUGCUGCUUACAAUUGUCAUCAUGAAGGUAAAUACUAUCUGGAAGGACAACGUUGGAGUCCUUCUGCUUGUAUGAACUGUACGUGUACGUAUGGAAAGGUGUCUUGUCAUAAACAACCAAAUUGUCCAAGAGGUAUUUUACCACCAAGUGAUCCUAUACCAGGUCCACGUGGUGAUACAGGUUUCCAAGGUGAGCCUGGUUACCCCGGAUCUUCUGGUAGUCCUGGUACUCCGGGUAAUCCAGGAAUACCUGGUCCUCCUGGCCCACCUGGUCCCGCCCCUGAUUUAUCAAUGUAUUAUCAUCAACUCGCGUUGUCUGAAGCUGGCGGUGAUAAAGGACCAUCUGCACCAGUGGAACCUUUUCAAUAUAUGCAAGCGCAAGUUGGGCCUGUUGGUCCUAGAGGUCCAGCAGGGCCGUUAGGUGCAGUGGGACCGCAAGGUUUUCAAGGUAUACGAGGAGAACAAGGUGAAGCUGGGCCACAAGGAUCAAUUGGACCAAUAGGUCCUAGAGGUUUGACUGGUCCUCCAGGAAAAGAUGGUGAACCGGGUGAAGAUGGUGAAGCUGGGCAACCUGGUGCUGCAGGUCCACCGGGUCCACGUGGUUUGCCAGGAAUGCCAGGUUUACCAGGCGUUAAGGGUCAUCGUGGGUUUCAAGGUAUUGACGGUGCUAAAGGUGAACAAGGUGUAGCUGGUGAGAAAGGUUCAAUGGGUAAUCAAGGUCCUGUGGGGCCUUCUGGUCCAAUGGGACCUGCUGGUCCAAGAGGUGAACGUGGACGUGAAGGUCCACCUGGUCCUAACGGUGUUAGAGGAAUGGAUGGAAUUGCUGGACCUCCAGGUCCGUCUGGUUCAAUUGGUAAACCAGGCCCACCGGGUUUUCCAGGUAGUCCUGGAAAUAAAGGAGAUAUGGGAUCGGCUGGGCCUAAAGGUAGUCAAGGUCUACAAGGACCGCGAGGUGAAUCUGGACGACCUGGGCAACCUGGUGAGAAUGGACCACCUGGAUUAUCCGGCAAAGAUGGAGUGCCAGGCGAGAAAGGAUCCCCAGGUUCUCAAGGUAUUUCCGGACCGCCUGGUUUUCCCGGGCCAAGAGGUCUACCUGGAAUUGCUGGAAAUCCAGGAACUCCUGGCAUUAAAGGUCAACAGGGUAUAUCUGGCGAACGUGGUUUUAAAGGCGAUAGUGGUAUGAAAGGUGAAACAGGUACAAUUGGUCUUCGUGGACCUCAAGGAGCUGUCGGGCCAGAGGGUAAACGAGGCAAACGUGGUAUGCGUGGUCCAAGCGGUGAACAAGGACCACAGGGUGAACGUGGUCAGCCUGGCGCAAGAGGAUUGCCCGGACCAGAUGGUCCAAUUGGUCCUAAAGGUCAAAAUGGUGAUAAAGGACCUCAAGGUCUUGUUGGACCUAAAGGACCACAAGGUGACAUAGGCAGACCAGGGUCUACGGGUUUACAAGGUCAGCGAGGCUUAACAGGACGACCUGGAAUGACUGGCAAACCAGGAAACCCCGGAGAACGCGGUAUUGCAGGUGCAGACGGUAAACCAGGCGAAUCUGGACCACCGGGUUUACAAGGUCUUCCUGGACCAAUUGGACCACCAGGAGAUAAAGGAUUUACUGGUGCUCCUGGGAAAGAAGGAGAACCUGGACUGCCUGGUGCAACUGGACCUCGCGGCGACCCUGGAAAAGAUGGUAUUCAAGGUUUACAAGGACCUCCGGGUCCCGCUGGGUUAGACGGUGAACGAGGAGCUGCUGGACAACCAGGCCCAAGAGGUUUUCAAGGUUUACCCGGUGCGCCGGGUCUUCAAGGGAUGCCCGGUAAAGACGGUGAGGCUGGUGUGCAAGGACCGAUUGGUGUGCCUGGCGCACAGGGCCAACGCGGUGAACGUGGAUUUCCUGGAGAACGUGGUCCACUAGGACAACCAGGUUCUCCUGGUGCUAAAGGUGCAGUUGGUGCGCAAGGCAUUGAUGGUCCACCAGGACCAACUGGCUUGCGAGGAGACAAAGGUCAUGCUGGGCAUCCGGGUCUAGUAGGUUUACCAGGUUUACGUGGACUACCAGGACAGCAAGGUGAUAAAGGCGAAAGAGGAUCAUUAGGUCCAAUUGGUCCUGAGGGUCCACCAGGUCGUCAAGGAGAACGAGGUUUGCAAGGACCGGUAGGACCAAUAGGUCCUCCAGGAGAACCAGCAGAACGCGGAGAUCAAGGAUUACCAGGACCACCAGGUGAAACUGGUGCGCCUGGUAAUGUUGGUGAUCGUGGCCCACUCGGACCACCGGGUGCUCAAGGUUUCCCUGGACCAAUUGGUCUUCCAGGAAUAUCAGGUGCUAAAGGUGAUCGCGGAAUGCCAGGCGGUAAAGGCAUGCAAGGUAAUCCUGGUUUGGCUGGAAAACCGGGUGAAACAGGCCCAAUAGGUUUGACAGGUUUACAAGGUGCUAAAGGUGCCCGUGGAGAGACCGGAGCACGCGGUGAUGCUGGUUUAAUGGGACCUCCUGGAAGACCUGGAGAACAAGGCCCAGCCGGAUUGCCUGGUAAUGCAGGAACACCAGGUUUACCCGGAGUUCCUGGUAUUAAAGGGGCGACAGGUGAUGUUGGUCGUACGGGUCUGCCUGGUGCUCAAGGUCUACCUGGUUUACAAGGUUUGGAAGGCACAAAAGGUGAAACUGGCGCUGAAGGACCAUCUGGACCACCAGGUCCAACAGGUCCGCAUGGAGUAGCUGGUGAACGAGGUUUACCUGGUUUACCAGGUCCUCAAGGCGCAACAGGUAUGCGUGGAAUGCGCGGUGCUCAAGGUGAAAUGGGUGUUGCUGGAAAACCUGGUCAUGAUGGCCCGCCUGGACCAAUCGGAUUAAGUGGACCACCAGGACCUCCAGGACCUACUGGUGAUCAUGGUCCCGAGGGAGCACCAGGCAAACAAGGUCCAGCUGGAAUUGCAGGUAGACCGGGUGAUAAAGGACCAACAGGUCCGCAUGGUCCAGUAGGCCCAACAGGAGCACCUGGCCUUCCUGGCCCUAUUGGUCCAUCAGGCCCGAUUGGACAAGCAGGUGAACGUGGUCAACGUGGCGAAACAGGCCCACAAGGCCCCGAAGGUCAACAAGGACAACGAGGUAAACCAGGCCCACCCGGAAUUGAAGGAGCCAAAGGUGAACGAGGCGAAUUAGGUCCAAAAGGAACAAAAGGUCAUCGUGGUUUAAUAGGAUUACAAGGUUUACCUGGUAUUCAAGGUCUAGUAGGUGAAAAAGGUAGUCAGGGUAUGCCAGGUUUACCUGGUAAAGAUGGUGAAGUAGGCCCACGUGGUCCAUCAGGUCGAGACGGUUCAAUAGGACCACAAGGUCCUUUGGGACCUGCAGGCCCACGCGGAACAAACGGAGAUCAUGGUAAACCAGGACCACCAGGCCAACCAGGCCCACCUGGUCCUCCUGGUCCAACAGGUGAAGGUCUAGCUUAUGAUGCUGCUGGUUUAGCAGCUUUAUUAAGCCACGCACAGAUCAACACAAAAGGUCCUGAUGCAAUGGGCGAUGAACCAAUGCGUAUCUUUGGUAAAGACAUAACCGACGAAGAACGCAAACGAAUCGUAGUCAAAGCAUACGAACAACUGAAAGCAUCAUUCGAAAAGUUCAAAAAACCAAACGGAGAUAAAAAUUACCCAGCGAAGACUUGUCGUGACAUUGCUGCAGCGUAUCCUGAAUACCCCAGUGGUCAAUAUUGGAUUGAUCCGAAUGAAGGUGACCCGAGAGAUUCUAUUUUAGUUCAUUGUGACAUGGAGAAACGCGCCAGUUGUAUUUUACCAUCACCAACACACAGUCCUGAAGUAACCUAUAUCGGUAAAGAGGCAGAAAUAUGGUUGGGAGAUGUCGAAGGUGGAAUGAAAAUGACCUACAAAUCAGACAGCACACAGAUAGCUUUCUUACAAUUGUUAUCUGCGAAAGCACAUCAAAACAUAACCUAUCACUGCAAGAAGUCUGUAGCGUAUUAUGAUCAAGCUAAACAUUCAUAUCGCAAAGGGUUGAAGUUUGCUUUGUGGAAUGAGGCUGAAUUAACACCGAAAGCAAACCCAAGAUUGAAGUAUGAUACUUUGGUUGAUGAAUGCAAAUAUCGUAAUGAUGCCUGGGCCAAGACUAUUAUUUCUUACGAAACGGACAAACCAGUAAGGCUUCCGAUUACUGAUGUAGGAGUGAGGGAUGUGGGUCAAGCAGAUCAGGCAUUCUGGAUUGAAAUUGGAGCAGUUUGUUUCACUUAA
Molecule: messenger RNA, 4627 nt
Organism: Dalotia coriaria
Lineage: Eukaryota; Metazoa; Arthropoda; Insecta; Coleoptera; Staphylinidae
Product: collagen alpha-1(I) chain-like
Biological process (GO): extracellular matrix organization
Molecular function (GO): protein binding; extracellular matrix structural constituent conferring tensile strength
Source: RefSeq, a predicted model, not a curated record